CGGCGGUUGCAGGCCCCGACUGUUUGUUCCGUCCUCCCCUUCAAAGUUCCUUCUCCGCACCAACUUCACUUCUCCAACUUUCUACUAUCGAGUCUGCCCCACGAUGGACGAACCUCACCGUCCUUCGAAACGGGCGAAACUUUCAAAUAACACUACAAAGCAUGAAGGCCCUGGCGAGCAAGACGCAUCUAGUAGUCGGGACAAUAGCGCGGACACCAGCACCAAACCCCUAGCAUCUCUGCACCGCUCCAUUACACCUCCAUUACUAUCCCGCUCAGCCAAGAACAUCUCCCCUACCAAAGCACAACCACUCAACCCCAACCCACAAACCCUCCGCUCCCCAAUCCAGCUCACCCACAUCCGCGACUUCUCGCCCUCCUCCGGCAAUAAUGUCGACGCCGUCCGUCUCCGCGACAUCCUAGGGGACCCCAUGAUCCGCGAAUGCUGGCAAUUCAACUACCUCCACGAUGUGGAUUUCGUGAUGAGCCAGUUCGACGAGGACGUGCGCUCCCUGAUCCAAUUGAAGGUGGUGCAUGGAUCAUGGAAGAGAGAGGCGCCCAAUCGGGUGCGGAUUGAUGAAGCAUGUGAUCGAUAUCCGAAUGUAGAGGCUAUUGUCGCCUACAUGCCCGAAGCGUUCGGGACGCAUCAUUCCAAGAUGAUGAUUCUGUUGCGGCACGAUGAUUGUGCUCAGGUUGUCAUUCACACGGCCAAUAUGAUCCCGGGCGACUGGGCAAAUAUGACCCAGGCCGUUUGGCGAUCGCCUCUUCUUCCGCUGCGCGCGGGGGACGACACGACGGACCAGCAUGUUCCCGGAUCAGGGGCCAGGUUCAAGCGAGAUCUACUGGCUUAUUUGAAUGAGUAUGGGACUAAGAAGACGGGCGCGCUGGUCCGGCAACUCGCGCGGUAUGACUUCGGGGCCGUCCGCGCGGCUCUUGUUGCCAGUGUGCCGUCGAAGCAGAAGCUUGGCGAGACGGACUCGCGGAAGACGCCUUGGGGAUGGAUUGCGUUGAGGGAUGUGCUGAGCAAGGUGCCUUUAUCUACUUCCUCGCAGGAUAGUCAGCGAAAUGGGAAAGCGGGUCUGAAAGGGCCGCAGAUUGUUGUCCAGAUAUCCUCGGUAGCAUCGCUCGGACAAACGGAUAAGUGGCUGAAGGAUGUCUUUUUCGCAUCCCUGGCGCCCAAGGUAGAAGGGCCCAAAUCCCAGUACUCAAUCAUCUUCCCUACUCCGGAUGAGAUCCGACGCUCCUUGAACGGGUACGGGUCCGGUGGCUCCAUCCACAUGAAGCUACAAAGCGCGGCUCAGCAGAAACAGCUGCAGUACAUGCGGCCCUUCCUGUGCCGUUGGGCAGGGGAUGAUAUCGAAACGGCCGAGCCCCGGCGGGAGGCGGGUCGGCGACGUGCGGCGCCGCAUAUCAAAACAUACAUCCGGUUCUCCACGGAGGAGAUGAACACAAUCGACUGGGCGAUGGUCACGUCGGCGAAUCUGUCUACGCAGGCUUGGGGUACAGCCGUGAAUGCGAACGGGGAAGUGCGGAUCUGCAGCUGGGAGAUUGGGGUGGUGGUGUGGCCGGAGUUAUUGGCCGGGCUUGCACCUGACACGGACACGGACACUGCGAAAUCAGUGAUGGUGCCGUGCUGCCGAACGGAUACACCCGCUGCGAAUGCAGACGCCGCCGUGACAGUCGGAUUCCGAAUGCCAUACGAUCUCCCCUUGACGCGGUACAGUCCCGAAGACAUCCCCUGGUGCGCAACAGCCAGCUAUAGCGAGCCCGACUGGCUAGGCCAGACAUGGGAUGGCUGAGCGACUUCAGCUUGAACCAAAACCACCCCAACAGUAUAUAGAGUUACCAAAGAAACCGCAUCAUCACCAGCUCUAUACACUUGAUCAUUUCCUUUCUCUGUGUUCGGCCCGACGACAAGACGGGCACAAAGAUGAUGCUCGCUCAUAACAUUGCAUGAUGGAAUACAGAACUCAUUCGACUACCAUAGGCCAAAUGACGGCCGGGGGGUGAACCAAGCCAAAAAAAA
Messenger RNA from Aspergillus homomorphus CBS 101889, 2025 nucleotides. RefSeq names its product tyrosyl-DNA phosphodiesterase 1. The record is from RefSeq and is a predicted model, not a curated record. Bases 104 to 1798 code for a protein of 564 amino acids. Gene Ontology annotation, cellular component: nucleus. The transcript is spliced from 4 exons. Lineage: Eukaryota; Fungi; Ascomycota; Eurotiomycetes; Eurotiales; Aspergillaceae. Gene Ontology annotation, molecular function: single-stranded DNA binding; 3'-tyrosyl-DNA phosphodiesterase activity; double-stranded DNA binding. Gene Ontology annotation, biological process: double-strand break repair; single strand break repair.